CAUCCCUGUUUUGACUGCAAGCGGAUCUGAAUCGGUUCUUUGCUUCCUCCCUUUUCAUGGCGGACCGCGCAGUCGCAGACCCGUCGCAGAAUCCCUCCUCCCCUCCUCUGGCCACUGCGGCGGCGAGGCCAUCGAAGGGCGGCGACCGCGACUUUCUCCUCCACCUCGAAGUUUAUCUCGCCCGCCGCGACGGCGUCGACAAGCUCCUCAAGAUCUCCCGCUACGCCGCCAAGAUCGCCCUCGCCGCCCCCUCCUCCCCGCUCCCCCCGGCCCUCGCUCCCCGCCUCAAGUCAUUCGAAUCCAGCGUCGGUCUCAGCCGCAAGGCCUUCCGCCUCGGCAAGUUCGUCCAAGAUCUCAACGCCCUCCGUGCCGCCGCAGGUGGCGCUGCCCUCUCCCCCGCCGAUCGCGUCCUCGCCGCCGUCGCAUACGGCGGCGAGGGCCUCUACUAUUUCCUCGAGCAGUUCGUGUGGCUAUCCAAGGCCGGUCUCAUACCCUCCGAGUACUCCCGGCGGCUCCAAAAGAUCAGCGCUUGGGCGGAGCUUAUCGGCUACUUUGGCAGCGUCUCCCUAAAGGCACGAGAAGUACGAAAGAUCCAGUCUUCGAUCCAAUCGAGGAUCGACGGCGCUAAACCUGGAGAGGGCGACGAGGAACUAAGGAAACUGAGAACGAAGCUACUGCUGAAGCAGCUCUCCAUCGUUCAAGACCUCGCUGACGGACUGAUGGCUCUCGGCGACGUCAGGGACGGAAAGGGCUUCCUCCUCUCAAACACUCUACUGAUGGCUUCGGCAGGGCUCUUUUCAGCACUCAUCAGCACUCACAAGAACUGGACUUCUUGCUAAGGUAGUCCCUCCUCU
This is a messenger RNA of Zingiber officinale, 854 nucleotides long. Its product is annotated as peroxisomal membrane protein 11-3-like. The transcript has a single exon. The record is from RefSeq and is a predicted model, not a curated record. Gene Ontology annotation, cellular component: peroxisomal membrane. NCBI's taxonomy places the organism in Eukaryota, Viridiplantae, Streptophyta, Magnoliopsida, Zingiberales, Zingiberaceae. Bases 57 to 839 code for a protein of 260 amino acids. Gene Ontology annotation, biological process: peroxisome fission; regulation of peroxisome size.